AUGUCGCAGUCCAGCCUUUCCGCCGUGGACGCCGCCACCACCGGCGCCUUGCUGCUCGGCGACAAUCUCAACUUUUGGGCCGGGGAGCGGCAGGCGCCCCGGCCGGGAGCCGCCGACGCCGAACCCGUCUACGAGCCCGCCACAGGGCGCGUGCUGUGUCAACUCACCCCCUGCGGGCCGGACGAGGUCAACGCGGCCGUGGAGAGCGCCGGCGCCGCCUACCUCCGAUGGAGCAAGAUGGCGGGCAUGGAGCGCUCGCGCUUCAUGUUGGAGGCCGCUCGCAUCAUCAGGGAGCGUCGGGAGAAGAUCGCCAAGCUGGAGGUGAUCAACAACGGCAAGUCCAUCACCGAAGCGCUGACGGACGUGGACGUGGCCUGGCAGUGCAUGGAGUACUACGCCGGAUUGGCCGCGACCAUGGCAGGUCAACACAUUCAGCUCCCCGGCGGCGCCUUCGCAUACACCCGGCGCGAGGCUCUGGGCGUCUGCGCGGGCAUCGGCGCUUGGAACUACCCCUUCCAGAUCGCCGUGGUCAAGUCGGCCCCGGCGCUGGCGUGCGGAAACUCCAUGGUGUUCAAGCCCUCCCCCAUGACGCCCGUCACUGCCGUGCUCCUGGCCGAGAUCUACCGGGAGGCCGGGAUGCCCCCGGGACUCUUUUGCGUGGUGCAAGGCGGCGCCGCGACCGGAACCUUACUGUGCCAGCACCCCCGUGUCGCGAAGGUGUCCUUCACGGGAAGCGUGCCCACCGGCAAGAAGGUGAUGGAGAUGUCCGCCCGCGGCGUCAAACCGGUCACGCUGGAGCUCGGCGGCAAGUCGCCGCUCAUCAUCUUUGGCGACUGCGAGCUGGACAACGCCGUCAAGGGAGCGCUCAUGGCCAACUUCCUCACGCAAGGACAGGUGUGCUGCAACGGGACCAGAGUAUUUGUGCAGAGGGACAUCGUCGGGCGAUUCCUGGAGAAAGUGGUCGCCAAGACUCGAGCCAUCGCAGUGGGGGACCCCCUGCUGGACGGCACCCGCAUGGGGGCGCUCAUCAGCAAGCCCCAGCUGGACAAGGUCCUGGCUUUCGUCCGGCAGGCCGAGGAACAGGGGGCCAAGGUGCUGUGCGGCGGACAACCUCUGGUGCCCUCUGACCCCAAACUCAAAGAAGGAUACUUCAUGUCGCCCUGCGUACUCGACGACUGCAGGGACGACAUGACGUGCGUGAAGGAGGAGAUUUUCGGGCCCGUCAUGUCGGUGCUGCCUUUUGACACCGAGGAGGAGGUUCUGCGCCGCGCUAACGACACCACUUUCGGACUGGCCUCCGGCGUCUUUACCAGAGACAUCUCGCGAGCCCACCGCGUGGCCGAGAAGCUGGAAGCGGGGACGUGCUAUAUUAACAACUACAAUAUUAGCCCCGUGGAGGUGCCCUUCGGGGGUUACAAGAUGUCGGGUUUCGGCCGCGAGAACGGUCAGGUGACCGUCGAGUACUACUCACAGCUCAAGACCGUUGUGGUGGAGAUGGGCGACGUGGACUGUCUUUUUUGA
Nerophis lumbriciformis (worm pipefish) is the source of this 1521-nucleotide messenger RNA. NCBI's taxonomy places the organism in Eukaryota, Metazoa, Chordata, Actinopteri, Syngnathiformes, Syngnathidae. The record is from RefSeq and is a predicted model, not a curated record.